Molecule: messenger RNA, 898 nt
Organism: Volvox carteri f. nagariensis
Lineage: Eukaryota; Viridiplantae; Chlorophyta; Chlorophyceae; Chlamydomonadales; Volvocaceae
Exons: 4
Coding region: 48-605 (185 amino acids)
Source: RefSeq, a predicted model, not a curated record
CCUUAUCCGUCUGACAAGGUUGCUUACUUCUCAAAUAGACAGGAGAAAUGGCCGCAGUCAUUGCUAAGUCGUCGGUGGCCACGGCAGUGGCGCGUCCCGCACGCAGCGGCGUACGCCCGGUCGCCGUUCUGAAGCCAUCUGUCAGGGCUACGCCUGUGGCAACCCCGACUCAGGCCAACAAGAUGAUGGUCUGGACCCCGGUGAACAACAAGAUGUUCGAGACCUUCUCCUAUCUGCCGCCCCUGAGCGAUGAGCAGAUUGCUGCUCAGGUCGACUACAUCGUUGCCAACGGCUGGAUUCCUUGCUUGGAGUUCGCUGAGGCUGACAAGGCCUACGUGUCGAACGAGUCGACCGUCCGCUUCGGUCCGGUGUCUUGCCUGUACUACGACAACCGCUACUGGACGAUGUGGAAGCUGCCCAUGUUCGGCUGCCGCGACCCGAUGCAGGUGCUGCGCGAGAUCGUUGCCUGCACCAAGGCCUUCCCGGACGCCUACGUGCGCCUGGUGGCCUUCGACAACGUGAAGCAGGUGCAGAUCAUGGGCUUCCUGGUGCAGCGCCCCAAGAGCGCCCGCGACUGGCAGCCGGCCAACAAGCGCUCCGUCUAAGCAGCUGCGCGUGUUGCUAAUCGCCUCGGAGUGUGGAUGUGCGUGGAUGGUCGGCAUGUCGGCAGUGGGUUCGAGGUGCAAUUUUUCCAGGCUGUUGCAUCAAGGAGUGCUGCUGAGCAGUUGUGCCUGUGAUGGGUGAUGUAGUUCGGCGUCCAGCUUGUUUUUGAACAGACUAAGCGCAUCGUGCGGUGCUAAUCUCCCCCAGGUGCAGAUCAUGUGACACGGGGACGUCAGGGGGUUCGCAGGCCUGCUCCUGGACAACCCUAUGCACUUUAAGCUUACCAGUAUCUGCC